Messenger RNA from Venturia canescens, 2439 nucleotides. Its product is annotated as 8-oxo-dGDP phosphatase NUDT18. The transcript is spliced from 5 exons. NCBI's taxonomy places the organism in Eukaryota, Metazoa, Arthropoda, Insecta, Hymenoptera, Ichneumonidae. Gene Ontology annotation, molecular function: 8-oxo-GDP phosphatase activity; magnesium ion binding; 8-oxo-dGDP phosphatase activity. The record is from RefSeq and is a predicted model, not a curated record. The coding region runs from base 731 to 1729 and encodes 332 amino acids.
AAACGAGAGUUUAAUUCGUGUUUUUUGUUCGUGCUCGUUAGUGAAGCAGAUUUCUCAAAUUGGAGGAAAAUUUGCUUCCGAAUGAUAAAAGUAAGGAAAGCUGUAAAUGUUCGGCCGAGCGAGCCUCUACACCAACGGUUGGGUUCACGUUGGGAUCGUUGGGCUUUAGAAUGACUUAACCACCGACCGGUAUCAAAACCAUAAUCCAUAAAAAAUGGUUAGGAUGAUCUACAGCGCUAUACAGCCUCGACCGAGUGGAGCAGAGCUACUCAAACUUCUUAUAUUGACCGCUACAAAAAAGCGCCACAUUUGAAAAAAAGGAAGAAUCUAACAAGACUGUUUGCCUAGCUGGCCGUCGCUGAGCCGCCGCUGGCGGCUGUUGUCAAUGACCUAGAAUGCAGAGAGCCAGAGGAAAAGGCCAUCACCACACGCGUUAUGAAUAUUUUGACGUGUGUUGUAAAAGGGUAUAGACGAUACGAUUGGAUGACGUACGUAACGAGACGAACGAAACGCAACUUCGUGACUAAUAAGAGUUUACAGUUAUUAUGAGCGUUAAUUGUAAAACGCCCAACGUUAAAAGAAUAUCGCGCAAUUAAUAUAUGUGCAUCCAACAAAUGGUGAACAAAUUAGUUCGAAGCUCCUUCCUCGUAGACGUUUUUUCAAUUACUGUCAUUAUCUACGCAUGUGAAAAACUGUAAACAUUACUAAUUGUCAAAGUGUUGAUACCAAGAUGCCAGAUGUUAUCGAGGAAAAAAUAAGCCGCGUUCUCGCCGGUCAAAGUGUCAACGAAGAUGACGAUCUUUGCGAUUUCAGCCUCGUAGCACAAAACGAAGCUAUCGAAGCAAAAGGGAUCCAACCUACUGCAAGUUCAAACUACAUUCCCAUAUGCCAAAAAACAGUCACGUACAUAGUAGCUGCAGUUUUAUUCAACGAGAGUGACGAAGUAUUGAUGAUUCAAGAAGCAAAGGCGUCGUGUGCAGGAAAAUGGUAUUUGCCUGCAGGUCGUGUUGAGCCCAAUGAAAAUUUGUUGGAUGCUGUAAAGCGUGAAGUUUUGGAGGAAACAGGCUUAACGAUGAUACCUGAAUCACUGAUAAUGAUAGAAUGCGCAAGUGGUUCGUGGUUUCGUUUUGUAAUGGCUGGUAAAAUCACCGGAGGUGUUUUGAAAACCCCUGAUCAAGCAAAUGAGGAAUCUUUGCAAGCAAUUUGGGUACAAAAUGUCAGUGAAUUGUCCCUGAGAUCAAACGAUAUUUUACCUUUGAUACAGCGAGGCAGGGAUUAUCUUAGUGGAGCAAAUUCACCUUGGCAUUCUCCAUUGUUACCUAUUUCAAAACCACGCUCUAAACUCUAUCUACGAUUAAUCGUUUGCAUAAGAAAAAAAGCAACAAACAGAAUGCACGUCUUGGUGUCAGAAAAAACUUCUCUACACUUGCCUAUCUGUGAGAUAAAUCCGAACAGAAAUUUGCACUCCACGCUGCAUAAAUUCAUGGUCGAGAUAUUUGGGGACGGUGUGGCUCAGCACAGACCUCACGGUCUUCUGUCCGUAGAAUUCAGCGGAGGUCAAGAUGGUGAUGGUCUUUGUUUUACUCUUCUCGUAUCAUUUCGACCACCACUCGAGGAAGUUGCAAUCAUUGGGAAAUACGUUUGGCAUGAACUUUCAACGAAUCUCGCGGAUUCACUCGCGACCCGAUUGCCUCGUAAUAUGACCAUACCAUUGAACGUAGUUCGUUAGUACUGAGAUCUUCGGAACUAUAAGUAAACGACAGCCUUCGGAUCGGAGAAGUUUAAGAAAUUUUUUGACUAAAAAUAGUUGCGAAUAUUCCAAAAUCGACAUCAAACUUACGGUUUUAUGAUACCUUAUUCUUCGAUCGCUUAAAUCAAGAAAAAAAUACUCAACAUUUCAAAAUUCAUGCUAGUUUAGUGGUGAACGUUUGAAAUAUCGUUCCCACAAGAAAAAAAAUGCUCAAUUAUAACUCGAAGACAUUUCUUGACAUAGAGUAUAAAUGCCAAAGUGUCUUACCGCGUUAUUUAAAAAUUAUUGUUAAAUCGAUUAUCAAUUAAUCUCGUUGAUAAGUGUUCUCAUAUUUAUUUUCAUGUUUUUAUGCAACUGGUGUGGAAAAGUAUCGUUAUAUUAUUUUUUUAUUACUACCAUAACAUAACCAAUUCUUCUUAACAUUGUUUUCAAUCGUUAUUUCAAAAUUGCAAAGUACUCAGAAACUUCUUGAGCUCCGUAUUAUUCAAUAUUUCCAAAUCAGAAUCAAUCUUAAUGAGGUAUUGUAUAAAGACUAGAGUAAUACGAAAAAAUUCAGGACUAAUGCAAGUAAGACUAAUUUAUCUAUUAUUGUUUAUACGCUACAGACAUAUCCGCAUUUAUGUGAAUUUAUAAUGAAUUUUUUUAUACACUUGUAGUUAAGAUUUUACCCCUAAAAGUAUUGAACAAUA